CGUGUUAGCGCUUUAAAUAUGGAAAUAAAAUUGCCCGGCGAGUAGCUCGGGUAGAGAGAGGCACUCGCGUAUACAGCCAGCCUCUGACUCGCAGGUUGUGUUACUUUACCCCCGGCGUGGUCGCAGCCAACAGAGAAAGAGAGAGAGGAAAUCCCCUGGCUGUGUGUUUCGUGGUGCCUGUUCUGAGGCAGGGACAGUGAGAAGGCUCCCAAACACCCGUCUCCGGAUAUUACUACAAAGUGGAACUCGAGCACCCAGCUUCGAGGAUGGAAGACGAGGCGGUGUUGGAUAGAGGAGCCUCCUUCGUUAAACAUGUCUGUGAUGCAGAGGAGGUAGAGGGCCAUCACACGGUUUAUAUUGGGGUUCACGUGCCGAAGAGCUAUCGGAGGAGGAGGCGACAUCGGCGACGGGGAGUUGGCCAGAAGGAGAGGAACAAAGAGCGAGAAAGAACAUCCGAGGCUUUGGACCGGUCUGAUACAGAAACGAAUGAAGACCAGACAAGCGGGAGCCUGUUCAAACCCCACAUUUCACCUGCAGCGGAGAGAAUCCGUUUCAUCCUCGGGGAAGAUGACGAGAGCCCUGCGCCCCAGCUCUUCACGGAGAUGGAUGAACUUUUGGCUGUUGAUGGGCAGGAGAUGGAAUGGAAGGAGACGGCCAGGUGGAUCAAGUUUGAGGAGAAGGUUGAAGAAGGAGGUGAGAGAUGGAGCAAGCCACAUGUGGCCACACUCUCCCUGCACAGCUUAUUUGAACUCCGCACUUGUAUAGAGAAGGGAACAGUCAUGUUGGAUUUGGAAGCUUCAACUCUCCCUCAGAUUGUGGAGAUGAUCAUUGAAGAGCAAGUUGCAAAAGGGCUGUUGAAAGCUGAGCUGAAGGAGAAGGUGACCUACACUCUGCUUCGGAAACACCGACACCAGACCAAAAAAUCCAACCUCCGCUCCCUGGCUGAAAUCGGGAAGACGGUGUCCAGUGCAAGUAGGCUGUUUUCCACAUCAGAUAAUGGUAGCCCAGCGUUAAUGCAUCGCAACCUGACCACAACCAGCAUGAAUGACAUCUCAGACAAACCAGACAAGGACCAGCUGAAGAACAAGUUCAUGAAGAAGUUGCCUCGGGACGCCGAGGCCUCCAAUGUGCUGGUGGGGGAAGUGGAUUUCCUGGAGGCCCCCUUCAUUGCCUUCGUGCGCCUGCAGCAGGCUGUGAUGCUGGGGGCUCUGACGGAGGUCCCUGUGCCAACCAGAUUCCUGUUUGUUCUGCUGGGACCGAAAGGCAAGGCUAAAUCCUACCACGAGAUCGGAAGGGCAAUUGCUACACUCAUGUCAGAUGAGCUAUUUCAUGACAUUGCUUACAAAGCCAAGGAUAAUGAAGAUCUCUUGGCUGGAAUCGACGAGUUCCUGGAUGAAGUAAUUGUCCUACCGCCAGGAGAGUGGGAUCCUGAGAUCAGGAUUGAGCCCCCAAAGUCGCUGCCUUCUUCUGAUAAAAGGAAGAACAUGAUUUCAGGAGGAGAAAGCAUCCAGAUGAACGGAGACAUGCCUCAUGACAGUGGUGCUGGGGGUGGGAGCCAUGAGGUGCCGGAUGAACUGAAGAAAACCGGAAGAUUCUUCGGUGGUUUUGUGGCGGACAUCAAGAGGAAAGUCCCGUGGUAUGCCAGCGAUUUUUAUGACGGACUGAGCAUCCAGUCUUUGUCUGCCAUCAUGUUCAUCUACCUGGGGACCGUAACCAACGCCAUCACCUUCGGAGGACUCCUCGGAGACGCGACGGACAACAUGCAGGGCGUGCUGGAGAGUUUCCUGGGCACAGCCAUCAGUGGAGCCACCUUCUGUCUGUUUUCUGGACAGCCACUCACCAUCCUGAGCAGCACGGGGCCAGUGCUCGUCUUCGAACGUCUCCUCUUCAGCUUCAGCAAAGACAACGCUUUUGACUACCUGGAGUUCCGCCUUUGGAUAGGGUUGUGGUCGUCCUUCUUGACCUUCAUCCUCGUUGCCACUGACGCCAGUUUCCUGGUCCAGUACUUCACCCGUUUCACUGAAGAAGGGUUCUCAUCAUUGAUCAGCUUCAUCUUCAUUUAUGAUGCCUUCAAGAAGAUGAUUAAACUGUCCCACUACUACCCCGUUAACGCAGACUUCAAGGUGGACUACAUCACUCUGUUUAGCUGUACGUGCCUGCCACCUGAACAAGGUGUGAAUUCAAGCCUUCUUUGGAAUAGCUCUGACCCGCUGACUUCAGCCAUUCCCAGGAUAUACAAUGACACCAUUCACAGAAACACAAGCAUUGACUGGUCGUUACUGUCCAAGAAAGAAUGCCUGAAAUACGGAGGCCGCAUGGUUGGUGCAAGUUGUCACUAUGUCCCAGAUGUCACCCUGAUGUCAUUCAUCCUUUUCCUCGGUACCUACAGCUGUUCAAUGACACUAAAGAACUUCAAAACCAGCCCCUAUUUCCCAACCAGGAUCCGGAAGCUAAUCAGUGACUUUGCCAUCAUCCUGACCAUCCUGAUCUUCUGCGGCUUGGAUGUCCUGGUUGGAGUCGACACACCAAAGCUAAUCGUGCCAAGUGAGUUCAAGCCAACCAACCCAAAGAGAGGAUGGUUUGUGCCGCCAUUCGGAGGCAAUCCAUGGUGGGUGUGUCUGGCCGCUGGCCUCCCAGCUCUCCUCAUCACCAUCCUGAUCUUCAUGGACCAACAGAUCACAGCCGUCAUUGUCAACAGGAAGGAGCACAAACUGAAGAAAGGGGCUGGCUAUCACCUCGACCUCUUUUGGGUGGCAAUCCUCAUGGUUAUCUGCUCCUUCAUGGGGUUGCCAUGGUACGUAGCAGCCACUGUCAUCUCCAUUGCCCACAUUGACAGCUUGAAGAUGGAGACUGAAACCUCAGCACCUGGGGAGCUGCCCAAGUUCUUGGGAGUCAGGGAGCAACGAGUAACGGGCAUUUUUGUCUUCAUUCUGACUGGUGUCUCUGUCUUCUUGGCUCCCAUUCUAAAGUUCAUACCGAUGCCAGUACUGUAUGGAGUAUUUCUGUACAUGGGUGUUGCUUCCCUGAAUGGUGUACAGUUCAUGGACCGGUUGAAGUUGCUGCUGAUGCCUGCAAAACACCAACCAGACUUCAUCUACCUGCGUCAUGUCCCCCUGCGCAGAGUGCACCUCUUCACCUUCAUUCAGGUAGUCUGUCUCACCAUGCUGUGGAUCUUGAAGUCAACGGUGGCAGCCAUCAUCUUUCCAGUCAUGAUCCUGGCGCUGGUAGCCGUAAGGAAAGCAAUGGACUACAUCUUCACCCAACAUGACCUUAGCUUCCUGGAUGAUGUCAUCCCAGAGAAGGAUAAGAAAAAGAAAGAGGAUGACAAGAAGAAAAAGAAGAAGAUGAGUGUAGACAGUGAUAACGAAGAUUCUGAUUACCCAUACUCAGAAAAAGUUCCUGCAAUUAAAAUUUCAAUGGACAUGAUGGAACGAGAACCCUUCCUAGGCAGUAACAUAUCUUCUGAGAGAGAAAAGCCACCAGCAUUCCUUGAACGACACACUUCGUGCUGAUCCAAUCCCUUUCUUCCAGUCAAUCUCGAUACCAAGUCCUCCAACCACUCCAUUGAGAACUGUGCCUCAGAUAAGAAUCGAACUUGAGCCCGACUACGAACCAGGCUCCUUAUGGAGAAGCAAGGGAACAGAAACAGCGCUCUGAGCCAGCGACCCAGUGCAGUCCGCACACAUUCUCACCCGCCAACGCUGCAAGGCAGACUCGCCUUGUGUCUGGGAAUUGCAGUCUGCUCAGAAAGCUGGGGAAGGCCUGAGGCACUUUUCCUUUGCUCUCCAUCUACGUAACCCACCCCACCUCACGAACUCUUCCAGAGAGCCCUCCAAACCCUUCCAGGACUAACGUCUUUCUCGAAGAAUGUAAGAGGCAGGUGGGGAAUUGAGGAGAGGCCAGUUUGGUACGCUACAGCAGCAAGAUGCUCCUCUCCUCUUUUAACUAUUCUGCCAUUGCAGACCAGUCUAGCUCAGUUAUUCCUUAUGACCAUAUUAAGAGCCAAAAUGAAGGACUAGCGGGGAAUUGCUGACUAUGCAAAGGUUAUUUUUCCAAUGACACUUUUGCCCUGCUUGCUGGAUAAACUAAUUACAGAUACAUCAUAGUCUCUUCACACCUGACGUCUUAUAUUGAACUCCUUUUAUCAUUUGAUCCAGUAAUUAUCAGGUGGGAUAUAUUAUUAUCUAGCAGCAGACACAGUCUGUAGUCAGACAUAGCUCUACCUCUCAUUUCUAGAGUGACAGAAAUUCUGUACAAAUGAUUAUUAUUGUAUACCGCUGUGAUUAUUAAUCUCAAUCUGAAAGGUUAAAACUGGGGUCACUAGAUCAUUAACACUCUUGAACACAUCUUUGAAGCCCUUUUUAAAGCAUUGCGAGAGAUUAAAACUAUUAUUUUAUUUGUGACCAAGCAGUAAUUUAAAUAAUUAUUUUUAAAUGACACUUUUUUUGUACAGUGCUUAGCCUUAUUCUCCCACAUGUAAAAAUAGGAUAAUGAUUUUAAUUAACUCGGGGACCAAGAUGCAAGCUCUUUCCUUUAAUACCCUGCAUGCUGUGUGCUCAUGUGUACUUGCUGGUGGAUAGCCCACUUGCUUCUGGGAUUGAGCAGAGGACAACUUCAGCACAGUGCUGAUUUAGCCCGCAGGACUGGGCGAGGUGCUUAUUUUAACCACCUUCUGUCACUCUCCGUUAAUCUCAGUAGCUUUGGUCACGUUGGGUUAGAAGAUUGCCCCCUUGGUACAGAGGAACUAAUUCAAUUCAUAAAUCUUGGCUUGAACACAGAUACCCCCUUUGUUGUCGGAGUUGUGCUGCCCACCUGUGCAGUUGGAAUGGCCACAGAGAAGGCUAUGCUGAGUUCCGAGGUGGUGUCCUCCCAAGUGUGGGUCGGGUAGUGUUCUUCCUACCUUUCUGUUGGAUCCACAGUGCAGCUUCAGAAAUUAACUACAACAGUGUAAUGAAUACAUACGGCACAACCAGGCUCAGUCUCAGUCCCGGGAGGUGGGAACUGAAGACCAUUCGUCCACACGUGCAAACAGAAUAGGAGCAGAUGGCAGUCAUUUGACCCUUCAAGUAUGUUCUUCAUUUUAUCAAAAUCAUGGAUGAUUUCUGUACUGCUAUAUCCCUGUACUAUCUCCCUGAUUCCUUUGAUAUCCAGAAAUCUACUGAUUUCUGUGUUAAAUGAAUGGAGUGACUGAGCCUCCACAACACUUCAAGGUGAUGUAUUCCAAAGGCUCGUCACCCACUGAGUGCAGAACAUCCUUCUCAGUCAUAAAUGGCCGACCCCUUAUGUCCCAGACACCUCAGCCAGGAAUAGCAAUCUCCCUGUCCAGCCCUUAAGAAUUUUGUAAGUUUCAUUAAGAUCUCUGAUUCUUCUGGACUCUAGAGAAUUCCACUCAGUCUCUCCUGAUAUAGUAAAGUCGUAGACUGGCAAUCCUAGUGAAUUCUUUCUGUAUUCCUCCUAUGGCAUUUACUUCCUCCUGUAAGGGAUUUAAAACUGUUUGCGAUGCUCUAGAUGCAGUCCCAUCAAGGCUCAAUGUGUCUGGGUAAGAUAUCUUUACUUCUCUCAUAUCCUAUCAGAAUAAAGACUGGUAUACUAUUUGCCACCCUAAUCACAUGUCAGAUCUCAGUGACUUGUGUACUUGAAUAUUCAGGUCACUUUCAAAUUUAAAACAAUUUAUUGUUUAAAAAUGUUCCGUUUUUCUCUUUUACACAGUUUUCCACACUACAUUCCAUUUGCCAUGUUCUCUCCCAGUCAUUCACUUGUCCAUAUUCCCUGGGUGCCUCUUUGAACCCUUCUCCUUAUUCAUAGUCCCACCUAAAUUUGUAGCAUUGGCAAACAUGGAGAUUUGAUAUUGGUCCCUCAGUCAAUUUAUUGAAAGACAUUGUGAGUAACUGAGGUCCAAGCACUGGUCCCUAUGGUGCCAAACUAAGAAAGAUCUAUUUAUCCCCACUCUGCUUUAUAUCUGACAAAUAUUUCUCAACACAAUAAUGCUUUCCCCUCAGCUCCUUGUGGAUGAACCUUGUUGACCACCCUCCUCCUUGGGACAUUCUAGAAGGCCUGCUAAUUCCAGUCCACCUAUCUACCAGUUGCCUUUAUCUAUGUAGUCACAUCCUCAAAAUGCAAGCCUGUUCUACGAUGUAAUUAAACUCAGCCUGAUCUUAUCUCAAAUUCCAUCUCCCUGCCUUGGUUCCUUAAUGCUUAUUCCCUCAUCCAGCAAAAGUCACCCUCAGUUUCAAAAAAAUUCAUUUGACCCUAGUCUUGGUUACUCUCUGGGCAAGAGGGGCCCAGACUGACCUUCAUAUGAGGAAGACACUCCUGAUAUUACCCUUGAAUGGACGCUGAGUUUAAGGUUCAGCCCCACCACUCUCUGUCAGCCCUGGUAACCUCUUUAUUCCUUUAAAGCCUUUAGUGAUCUUGAAUUGUUUCAGCUUCUCCUACACAGCACAUGAAAGGGUGUACUAUCUGUUAUGUUAGAAGAUUGGACUGACUCUGUUUAGGAUACUUGAAGAUGUUUGGGCUUAUGCAGAGAGAUACUGGAUCUUCCUGUGUGGAGAGAUGAAGUUGGGUAUUCCCUGGUUGAGGAGUGAUCUCUCUGUGACCAAAAGGACUAAGAGCCUGUUAGCUCAGGCUGUGGAGCCUGGAGCUGGAGAAAUUCUCUCAGUAUAAGGGGCCGGCCAACUAAUACAGAUGUCCUCACUUGGAGGGCUGUGAAUAUUAGAAUUUCUCUUCCCUUGAGAACUCUGGGAAUGUACAAGCUUGGCUGAUUGGUUACCCAGUGUUAUUGGUCAAGUUUUGGAUACCUGGAAUCAGGGGCAUAGGCUGGGUGGGGCUGCUGGUGGAGGAAAGUGGGUUUGAACCACAAAAUCAUAUUGAAUGUCAUAACAGGUUGGAAGAGCUGAAAGACCUACUCCUGCUUCUACUCCUUGUGCUUCUUGCUGAAACUCUUUAAGAAUGUGCAGUUGAGAUGCUCACCUACAUUUCUUUGUCUCUCUCUCUCUCUCUCUCUCUCUCUCUCUCUCUCUCUGUUCUAAUCAAAUGUUUACUUGCAUCAAUAAUUCAUAUAACCGGAGUUGUAAAUGACGUUUGCCCUGUCCAGUAUUACCAAUGUCAGUGAGAGGUGAGGUGGGCUCUGGGGUGGGGAUGGUUUUCUCAGAGCUCACUAUAUGGUAUUCUACUUGUUACAUCCCCAAUACCAGAGGGGGUAAGCAUUGUCAAAGGGCCAAUAGUUGUUGAUGUGAUUUCAUCUGAGAAGUGGGUUCAGAGUGUCGAGGAGUAUGUGCUUGUCGAUGUGGAUACAGGAAGAGGGAUGGGCAUCUUACCUAGCCUUGAUCGAUUGCACUCAGAGCAGAUCAUUGGCUAAUUUUUACAGAGGGGUGGAAGUGAUGGAAAUGGGGAGUGGGAAAUUGGGGAAUUAGGUUGGUGAUAGAUUGGAAAAUGGUGAAGUGGGAAGGGAUAGGAGCUUGUCAAAACAGGCAGUAGUAAAGGAUGGGGAGAUGGUAUGGAGGGUUGUAAAAUAGGGGUGGGGAAAAAACGGAAAAACAGCCCCACAAAUCUAAUACAGUUUUAAUGUAAUCCUGAUAUAUGGUCAUUUGAGCAAUCCUGCAAGUUCAUUGUAAUAUAAACCCUGGGCCUCAUGGAAAACUGAAGCGUUCUACAUCUCAGCAGUCACCUGCUGUGUGGUGGAUAUGCUCUGUGCACUGUGCCAUCUGAAAGGGUGACUUUAGAACAUGUCAACUCAUGGCAACAUUGGCACUUGUUACUGACUCUCUGUUGCCCAGGAGGAGAGAGAGACAAUUAUAACCUCUCAUACCCAUCAGGAAACUGGCUGCUGUUGGAUACUCUAACACAGCGAUCAUGGAUUAAAGCCACAUGAGGUUUAACAAGCAGAAAUUUGGUAGGAGAGUUGUAAUGUUGAACAUUUCAAACCAAGUCUACACAUCCUUAUGCAGCGUGAAGCACACACCCAGGACAUUUAAGUCUACUUGGCAAAUGAUUGCAGUCUUUUGUAGAAAAGUAUUACAUUUAAUCCAUUCCUAAAAUAGCAGUGUUGAAAUUCCAGCCUUUACAGAGAGCAGCAGGGAACUGCAGCUUCUACCUACAGCCCCGCUAACACAAGCAAACCAAGCUGUGGACAGAACAAGACUGAGGAGGACAGGGAGCUGGGUACUAAAGGAGGAGAGAGAAUCAGAGGUUCAGGAACGGUAUUGGCAGGUGAAGACAGAUUUGUCAGUGGGAGCAGGGGUGGGCCUGUGGACAGAGAUAACACCAAGCCCAUGAAGAGGAUGAGAACUUUAAAGGCAAAGUGUUGCCAGGCAAGGAGCCGGUAUAGGUCUGUGAGUACAGGGCUGGGUCAACAGGACUCCUGGGAUGUGACAUAGUGUGUUUUUCUUCUACCCAUCACUGCACACAAAGUCUUCCAAUGUGAUUAUACUUGAAAUGCAUUUGACUACUGAAUCACUUCAAUCAUUCACUGAAAUACCAAACAUUCAUUACUUUGUGUUAAUAUUUUCAUUACUGUAAAUUCUGGGAGCAGCGAAGGUUGAAGGGUGGACUACAAACCAGUGAAGGAUGCACAGUAUAUGAACUCUGCCUUGCUACUCCCAGUCAUAACCUCAGCCCAUUCUUCCCCUCUGUGAUAGACUGUGUACAUUUGUAAUCUCUCAUAUGCACCUUGAGCCACUUAAGUCACUAAUAAUCUCCGCAGGGCUGGUGAUUGCCCUUGUGGGAGAAGUGUAAAGAUGUUGCAUUUAACUGUAGCUUGCCGAAUAGGUAAAAAUGGCAACAUUGAGAUGUUGGAUUAAUAUAAACAACUUUCUGUGCUAGCAAUGAUGAUUUUUUUUAUCAAAUGAUGUGGGAUAAGAAAAAAUUAGGGAGGUUUUUAUGCAUUUUUUUCAGAUCAAAUAUAUGUGAAAAUAAAUAAAGCAAUUUUAUGCACUAA
Hypanus sabinus (Atlantic stingray) is the source of this 8935-nucleotide messenger RNA. RefSeq names its product electrogenic sodium bicarbonate cotransporter 1-like. The transcript is spliced from 26 exons. Lineage: Eukaryota; Metazoa; Chordata; Chondrichthyes; Myliobatiformes; Dasyatidae. Gene Ontology annotation, biological process: monoatomic anion transport; bicarbonate transport; transmembrane transport. Gene Ontology annotation, molecular function: monoatomic anion transmembrane transporter activity; sodium:bicarbonate symporter activity; solute:inorganic anion antiporter activity. Gene Ontology annotation, cellular component: basolateral plasma membrane; plasma membrane. Bases 267 to 3512 code for a protein of 1081 amino acids. The record is from RefSeq and is a predicted model, not a curated record.